Molecule: messenger RNA, 5400 nt
Organism: Pseudo-nitzschia multistriata
Lineage: Eukaryota; Bacillariophyta; Bacillariophyceae; Bacillariales; Bacillariaceae
Source: the annotation of a GenBank genome assembly
AUGUACUAUGGUAUUCAGAAUUCAUAGCUGUUCUCGUUUAUUCACCAAUACCGUAUGGUGGUAUGGUACGUAUAUACCAUACGAAUACAAUAGUAGUUCACUUGGUAUGUACGUACUCGUACUACUACAUCAUACAGCAAAUAUUUAUGAAGAGUACUAUGCUGUACCGGUAUGCUGUAUGAUCUGCUGGUGGUUCAAAUGGGAUGAACGAAAAUCGACAUGAAAGAUUUUCUCGGAGUCAAAAUGGGAUGGGAUUGAGAAUGCAUAGCGACGAUGGCAAAAACGACGAGCAGGAGCUCGAGUAGCACCCAAACGACGGCCUUGUUGUUCGGAAUUCUCGAUCCGGUCCUGCAGCCCCUCCUCGAAGACCUAACAUCGCUCAAGGAAUUGCUGGUUCGAUUGAACCGCAACAGGACUGCACCUUUCUCCUCGACGGACGAUCGACGCCACCGCGAUGACGAAGAGAACUUUGUCCGCCUUUCCAAUAGGAUCGCCRAGGGUUUUGAGUCCUUGUCCAGAAGCCUUAGGCUGACUUCUCUUGCGGACGGCGGUGGUGGGAAGCAUCAGCAGCAACACCAACACGCCACAUCGCUCUGCCUAUUGGCGGAUUACGUCACCUUGCCCCUUACAGCAAUAUUUCAUCUUCCCCUGCGAGAAAUCUUGACAAACGCAAGCGAAGCAGAGGGGUGCAAUCCAUCCCCAAAAGRUGAUCCCGGACAAGAGAAAGAAUGGCGGCGACGGCUCGCUAUGCGUCGGUCCCGUGUGUUUCGGAUGUACCGUUGCGCGGCCUUUGCGGUUCAAACCUACGUAGAGGAAACAUCGCUGGGCACACGCAACAACAGCGACGGUGAUGCGACGAACGACAARAUCAUCAACAACCACGAGAUCUGCAACAACGGAAGCCUGCUCCCGAGCGAGGUGCGGAUGAAAUGCCUCGUGGCACUGGUUCGAACCAUGCCGUCCUUUUCGGAACUCACGGAGGCAGGCGGCAGCGAAAGCGGUUCCGGUGGAGCCGCGGCCGGAGCUCCCUGUUUGGACGACGGAAGAGACGAUUUGUGGAGGAUCGUUCUGGACGCUACCAGCUGUCUCUUGGAAACCUUUGGCACCGGCCGUCGCCGGAACGAUCGCGAACCCGAGACGAUCGGACACGAUGACGGCGAUCCGGUGCGGCUCUUGGAGGCCUGGCACGGGACCCUGGGCAUGCGGCUGGUCGAUUGCCUGACCGCCUUUCUGGGAAACAACAACACUAGCAGYAACAACGGCGGCAGCGCAGUGGGUGCGAACGGCGGUGGCCGCUUUUCGCCCCUGGUCCAGCGCUCGGCGCUCGGUACCCUGCUGGUCUUGCUCGAGGUCACGGCUGCCGUUCCGGGCCAGAAAUCAUCACCAUCACCACAACAAUCCACUGCCACCAAAUCGUGUUCUUCAUGCAUCUUCUGGAGGUCCGUCUUUCCCGGGGUGUUUACAGCGCUCUAUCAGCGAGUGAUGGAUGGUAGCAGAAUCAAUAGCAGCGCCAAUGCAAGAACGAAGAACCUCCCAACAACGGUCCAAGAGCUGGGACUGGAAUCAAUGAUUGGUCUUCUAAGGGCCACGUUGGUAGUUUCGAAGCCACUGAAAGUCAUUGRAGCGACUUCCACAGAUCACAAACAAAAYGCGAAUGUCGUUGUUGAGAACGAACACAGCAGCAACUCGAACAACGACCUUUUGGCUAGGCUUACUUCUAUGGCGGCAGCUGCGAAUCGCGAACACGAAGAAAACAAGAGCAACGAGAAACGGGGAAAAGAUAGCAACUCUUACCACGAAAUACCAAAGAAGCAAGACGAUCAACAACGACCAGCAGCACCACCAUCCGAACCAGAGCCGUUUUUCCGCAAGGUUCAGCAGCGGGUCGAAGGACCCCUGCUCGUUUUGUUGAAAUACACAUCGGUGGCUCCGUCCGAUGCCACCCGGAGGAAGGUCGUGAGAUUGUGUGGGUUGAUUCUCUUUGAGGCAUCGAAGCAGCUGGUCUGGAGCAGCAUGGUCGAUCGGAUCCGUUCCGAAUCUUCCGCUGCAUUCGUGCCUUCGGCGUCCGUCAUGGAGAAGGUGUGUUUCGAGCUCUGCAUCGGGUUCCAGCAAGAUACCGACGGCGUUGUACGCAUUUCUUCGAGAGAGGUAAUUGCGAAAUACACUCGGCUGGUUCUCGUUGCCGAGGAAAAUCACGGCGACGAAUCAGUUCCAAAAAAAGAAGGAUGCGAAAACGGAUCGUUGCCAUCCCUUUCGUCGGGUUGGAUGGCGCCUCGAAUCAUUGAAUUGGUACAAACAGCGUCGGCCCGUGUCCAAAACAGAGGGGAUGUUAGCGCUUCUGAUAGCAGCAGUAGUGGAAGAGCAAUAAUCGACGAUGUCACUGGUAUUGAACUACAGUCAGAAAUGAACCUGAUAUCUGGUUAUUUACGAURUCURAACGACGACGAUGCAUACACGAACCAAAACUAUCGGCGUCGCGAAACGACUCGUAACCGCGACAAYGAUACCGAGAAGAAGGAUUCGAGGACUAUCCCUCACGAGAAAACAACAGCACUCACUACAGUUAUCACGAGGAAUGUCGAGAGCAAGAAUAAUUCAACCUUGUGCGUUGAUAGUUUGGCUCGAGAGGGGGUGCGCAGUGCCCUCGUGUCCUCCAAACAGCUUCGCAAGAGCCUGAUCAGUAAGUCUUUUUGUUAUCGCGCGAUGCGAUGAAACGACGUCCGUACGGUUUUGUUUYUCCCAGAAGAAGCUUCGCGUCGAUUCGUUCAAUGUUGUGUGUUGGUUAUGCUAACUCGACUAUUUUCUCUCUGUCUGAUUCAUGGCGGGAUCCACUAAUUAAAAGAGCUAUUUGAYGUUGAUGUAGAUUCGUUGAACGAGAAUACACACAAAAAGUUUGUGCCCAUCGUCACCAUCGAUAAAAAUGACAUAAAAAAGACCCCAGUCAAGCUCCGAUACCUCCAUCGUCCGGACCUGAUAAAUCUGUCCAGAGAGACCAUUUUGMAAUCUCUUGGGAAGUUGCUGGGUCCAAAGAAUGGUGCAAUUUUCACAGACGAGGUGUUGUCAGAUUUCAUGCAAGCUAGCGCCCGCAUACCAAACAUUGAAGGCAACAAUUAUUUUUCGUCGUCGUCGACUAUGGAAGACUCGUAUGAUUGCUGGCUCCAUGAGUGGGUAGGGAGCCUAAUCGUAGCGCGUGAUAUUCUAUCUGGUUCGUUCUCUGGGGUAACUGGGGUGGGCGAAUCUAGGAAGGAAGAAAGAAGAAAACGACGAAUACUGCGAUCGCUUGCAUCCUCCAUUUUACCGUUGCUUGUCGGUUCUUCUCUUUGGAAUCUUUCUAUCGAAGGUUCUUCUCUUUGGAAUCUUUCUAUCGAAAGCAAAGGUUCCUCAACAGCUUUGUCACCGAAAAUAUUCCAGAGAAACACCAUUGUGAUGGUUUUGCUAUUGGAAUUGAUCAGGGAGUUUUGCUUCGUUUUGUGCAAGGAUGUGCAACACUUUCUACCGCACAUAUUGUACCCGAUAAUCGACAAAACUAUCCGUGGUGGCUCUACSAUGUGUGCGAACGUCGUCCAAGCUAUGGGAUUAUCAACUCUCGAGAUCUUGAGCGUCUCCUGUGGGUUACGGAGCACCGAGGAUCUGAUUUUUUCGGAACAAAAUCAGCUGAUGGCUGCGCUAGUGGGUCGGUUACGUUUGCCUGGGGGAUCAAACGCACCAGGAACUUAUAGCGAAGCACAAGAAAUAAUUUCUGUCUGCAAAAACUUUUUAUGGGUGAUUAAAAUGAUAAAAAGCAGAAAAGAAAAUACCGACGCCAAGAGAACAAARUCCAGCAUCGUGGACUUUGUAUCUCUUCUAGACUACCGAUUGGAUCAUCUCUUUCUAAAAAAAWUGCUUCACGAUACCGACGUCGAAACCAUAUGUUCUYUACACAAGGCAUUUUACGAAUAUUUCCUCUAUAUUUUUGACGUCCAGGCAGAUCGUAUUUAUUCAUACAAGUCAAACGGUUCACCCAACCAUGAAGCUCGGCAAUCGUGGCUCGGAAUACUGUCCAACUUUCGGCACAAUAAUCCAGAAAUUUCGGAUACAGACAACGAGKGUGGAGCAGAAUCAGAUGAAGGUAACAUAUUGGAUAUAGACAAGACCGAUGUCGCGCUUUUUGCAAAACUUGUAGCCMGGGACUGUUACCUCUUAUCACACCAAAAGCUAUUGAGUCGCGUGUCGUCUUGCGAUGCGCUGACUACCGCUUUCAAAUUUCUUGCUUUUGUGGGAAGCGAGCACAAGGUAAGGUCCAAACUUAUUGUGGCUAAUUGAUCCCGCUUUGGUGUCCGAAACCACCAAAAACUCAUUUCUAAUUUUGGUCUGGGUUUUUCUUUUUUUUUUCUCCUAGGAUCCGUCGGAUGAUACCAACUUCAUGCAGAACUCUGUACUUCGACAGGUCGCUGAAUCGUGGCCCUCUAUCAGAGCACGACUCCGAACAUUGUCGGAAGAAGUUUUGGCGUCGAGCAGUAUUGAUAAUUCCUCGGUAGUGCUUGUGUUGARUCAAAGCAAAGUGGGGGCACAGRAGAGGAGUUUAAUAUCCRAAGACGUUGGUGUCCAGAGAAUAUUCCUCUCCAAUUUGUUUGCAUUGAUUGCUGCAAUGUGUGAAUGUAGCGGAGAUUUCUUUGCUGACCGCUUUCGACAUGAUGUUUGGCCUGCCAUGGCUUGUCACCUWGAGCUGUUGYUCAAGAAGCUGCAAAGACACAGAGACUCUCAUUCAAGAUCCCUUGUGCCGUUAACGAUACCGAACGAUGCAAUUAACAAUAUGAGUGACUCCGAACGGCAACUCAUUGAUUCAAUUCUGACUUGCUUAAAUCGAAUAAUCGGGCAAAACGAAUGUKGGAGAGCGGUUGAGAAGUUGCUCGGUUCCAUUGGGUUUACUCUCAUACCCCUCYUUGACAUCGAAGGCGAACUACGUAUUCAAGAGCUGGCAAUGGAAUGCAUCAGAAACAUCAUAAGAAUCGAUAGUGAURUUUUGAGAAGGCCACUGAUGGAGCUGACUGGAAAUAGAAUACCUCCCUGCUUGUCGAAAUUUGGAAACAAGAAAUUGAAGAAUCAUUUGGUUGUCGUUCCCGUGUCCAUAGAGAGCAAAGAAAUCAUGGCGUUCCGCUGCAGCAAGCUCCUAGAGCUUGCGGACUCACUGCCGGAACAGCCUAUCUCGUAGCCCCAGCUGCAUAUCAGAAGUGAAGCAGCCGGAAACGAAGAAUCCUCGUAAGUCGACAGAUAAUUCUUCUAAUGAAAGAUUGGUUUAACAAAGGAAUCAACUUCUGGAAGUUGAAAAAUUGAUAAUAUACUGCAAGAGAAGAACCUUUUAAACAAUUUUUUAUGUGCGGUAACACGGUUUUCAUGUAGCAAUGAAUGCUCUCUUUGUAC